AUGUCACAAUCAGUUGAAGAUCCAUAUCAAUAUGAUGAUGAUCAAUCUAUCACUCCUGAAGAUUGUUGGUUGGUUAUUUCAUCAUUCUUCCAAGAGAAAGGGUUAGUAUCACAACAACUUGAUUCAUUUGAUGAAUUUAUUGAAACUACCAUUCAAGAAUUAGUUUGGGAAGAUUCUCAUUUAGUUUUAGAUCAACCAGCUCAACAUACCUCAGAACAUGAUAAUGAAAAUAAACGUUAUGAAAUUGAAUUUGGAAAAAUUUAUAUAUCUAAACCAACACAAACUGAAGGUGAUGGUACAACUCAUCCAAUGUUCCCUCAAGAAGCUAGAUUAAGAAAUUUAACAUAUUCAUCACCUUUAUAUGUUGAUAUGACUAAAAGAGUUUUCAAAUCGGAUGAUUCAGAACGUAUAGAUAAUGAAUUAGAUUGGAAAGAAGAACAUUUAGAUGAAAAUCCUGAUACUAAAGUUUAUCUUGGUAAAGUACCAAUUAUGUUAAGAUCUAAAUUUUGUAUGUUAAAAGAUUUAGCCGAACAUGAAUUUUAUGAAUUAAAAGAAUGUCCUUAUGAUAUGGGAGGUUAUUUCAUUAUUAAUGGUUCAGAAAAAGUUUUAAUUGCCCAAGAAAGAUCUGCUGCUAAUAUUGUUCAAGUAUUUAAGAAAGCUGCUCCUUCACCAAUUAGUCAUAUUGCUGAAAUUAGAUCAGCUUUAGAAAAAGGUUCAAGAUUAAUCAGUUCAUUACAAAUCAAAUUGUAUGGUAGAGAUGAUAAAGGUUCAAGUGGUAGAACUAUUAAAGCUACUUUACCUUAUAUUAAAGAAGAUAUUCCAAUAGUUAUUGUAUUCAGAGCUUUAGGUAUUGUCCCUGAUGGUGAUAUUUUGGAACAUAUAUGUUAUGAUGCUAAUGAUUGGCAAAUGUUGGAAAUGUUAAAACCUUGUGUUGAAGAAGGUUUCGUUAUUCAAGAACAAGAAGUUGCCUUGGAUUUCAUUGGUAGAAGAGGGGUUUUAGGUAUUAGAAGGGAAAAACGUAUUCAAUAUGCUAGAGAUAUUUUAACUAAAGAAUUAUUACCAAAUAUUACUCAAGAUGAAGGUUAUUCAACAAGAAAAGCUUUCUUCUUAGGUUAUAUGGUUAAUAGAUUAUUAUUAUGUGCAUUAGAAAGAAAAGAACCUGAUGAUAGAGAUCAUUUUGGUAAGAAAAGAUUGGAUUUAGCUGGUCCUUUAUUAGCUAAUUUAUUCCGUAUAUUAUUUAAAAAAUUAACAAGAGACAUUUAUACUUAUAUGCAAAGAUGUGUUGAAAAUGAUAAAGAAUUCAAUUUAACUUUAGCUGUUAAAUCACAAACAAUUACUGAUGGGUUACGUUAUUCUUUAGCUACAGGUAAUUGGGGUGAACAAAAGAAAGCUAUGAGUUCAAGAGCUGGGGUUUCACAAGUUUUAAAUCGUUAUACUUAUUCUUCAACUUUAUCACAUUUAAGAAGAACUAAUACUCCAAUUGGUAGAGAUGGUAAAUUAGCUAAACCAAGACAAUUACAUAAUACUCAUUGGGGUCUUGUAUGUCCUGCUGAAACUCCUGAAGGUCAAGCUUGUGGUUUAGUUAAAAAUCUUUCAUUAAUGUCAUGUAUUUCCGUUGGUACUGGAUCAGAACCAAUUCAAGUAUUCUUGGAAGAAUGGGGUAUGACUUCAUUAGAUGAUUUCUCCCCUACCAAUUCUCCUGAUGCUACCAGAGUAUUCUUAAAUGGGGUUUGGGUAGGUACUCAUGAUGAUCCAGCAGUUUUAGUUGAUACUAUACGUUCAUUAAGAAGAAAAGGGGAUAUUUCUCCAGAAGUUUCUAUUAUUAGAGAUAUCAGAGAAAGAGAAUUUAAAAUUUUCACUGAUGCUGGUAGAGUUUAUCGUCCAUUAUUUGUGGUUGAUGAUGAUCCAGAUAGUGCAACUAAAGGAGAAUUAAAAUUAACUAAAGAUCAUAUUCAUAGAUUAGUUGAAUCAGAAUAUAAUGAUGGAUAUGUUGAUGAAGAUGAUGAAAAUUCAGAAGGACCAUUUGGUUGGUCAUCUUUAGUUAAUGAAGGUGUUAUUGAAUAUGUUGAUGCUGAAGAAGAAGAAACUAUCAUGAUUGCUAUGACCCCAGAAGAUUUAGAAGCUAGUAGAAAUAAUUUAACUCAAUCUGAACAAAAACAAUUACAAAUGGAAGAACAAGAAAUUGAUCCAGCUAAAAGAAUUAAACCAACAUUUGCUAAUAGUUUACAUACCUACACUCAUUGUGAAAUCCAUCCUUCAAUGAUUUUAGGGGUUGCUGCAUCAAUUAUUCCAUUCCCUGAUCAUAAUCAAUCACCUCGUAAUACUUAUCAAUCAGCUAUGGGUAAACAAGCUAUGGGAGUAUUCUUAACUAAUUAUUCAGUUAGAAUGGAUACUAUGGCUAAUAUUUUAUAUUAUCCACAAAAACCUUUAGCUACUACUAGAUCAAUGGAAUAUCUUAAAUUCCGUGAAUUACCUGCUGGUCAGAAUGCUAUUGUUGCUAUUGCAUGUUAUUCAGGUUAUAAUCAAGAAGAUUCUAUGAUUAUGAAUCAAUCAUCAAUUGAUAGAGGAUUAUUCAGAUCAUUAUUCUUUAGAUCUUAUAUGGAUUUAGAGAAAAGACAAGGUAUGAAAGCUUUAGAAACUUUUGAAAAACCUUCAAGAUCUGAUACUUUAAGAUUAAAACAUGGAACUUAUGAAAAAUUAGAUGAUGAUGGAUUAAUUACUCCUGGAGUUAGAGUUAGUGGUGAAGAUAUUAUUAUUGGUAAAACUACUCCAAUUCCUCCUGAUGCUGAAGAAUUAGGUCAAAGAACUCAAUAUCAUACUAGAAGAGAUGCUUCAACACCUUUAAGAAGUACAGAAUCUGGUAUUGUUGAUCAAGUUUUAUUAACAACUAAUGGAGAUGGAGCUAAAUUCGUUAAAGUUAGAAUGAGAACUACUAAAGUUCCACAAAUUGGUGAUAAAUUUGCUUCAAGACAUGGUCAAAAAGGUACUGUUGGUAUUACUUAUAGACAUGAAGAUAUGCCAUUUACAGCUCAAGGUAUUGUACCUGAUUUAAUCAUUAAUCCCCAUGCUAUUCCAUCUCGUAUGACAGUUGCUCAUUUAAUUGAAUGUUUAUUAUCAAAAGUUUCAUCAUUAUCAGGUUUAGAAGGUGAUGCUUCACCAUUUACUGAUGUUACAGCAGAAGAAGUCUCUAAAUUAUUAAGACAACAUGGUUAUCAAUCAAGAGGUUUCGAAGUUAUGUAUAAUGGUCAUACAGGUAAAAAAUUAAUGGCUCAAGUUUUCUUUGGUCCAACAUAUUAUCAAAGAUUAAGACAUAUGGUUGAUGAUAAGAUUCAUGCCAGAGCAAGAGGUCCAGUUCAAAUCUUAACAAGACAACCAGUUGAAGGUAGAUCAAGAGAUGGUGGGUUACGUUUCGGAGAAAUGGAAAGAGAUUGUAUGAUUGCUCAUGGUGCUGCUGGAUUCUUAAAAGAAAGAUUAAUGGAAGCUUCUGAUGCUUUCAGAGUUCAUGUAUGUGGAAUUUGUGGAUUAAUGUCAGUUAUUGCCAACUUAAAGAAGAAUCAAUUCGAAUGUCGUUCAUGUAAAAAUAAAACUAACAUUUAUCAAAUUCAUAUUCCAUAUGCCGCUAAAUUAUUAUUCCAAGAAUUAAUGGCAAUGAACAUUACCCCAAGAUUAUAUACUGAAAGAUCAGGUGUAUCUGUUCGUGUAUAA
Yamadazyma jaroonii is the source of this 3705-nucleotide messenger RNA. The record is from the annotation of a GenBank genome assembly. Lineage: Eukaryota; Fungi; Ascomycota; Pichiomycetes; Serinales; Debaryomycetaceae.